This is a messenger RNA of Knipowitschia caucasica, 486 nucleotides long. Lineage: Eukaryota; Metazoa; Chordata; Actinopteri; Gobiiformes; Gobiidae. The record is from the annotation of a GenBank genome assembly.
AUGCAAGAUAUCUCUUCUGGAACGUGCGUUAAGUUUGUUCCACGCACUCACGAAGGCAGCUUUUUGGAUAUUCAGCCUAGAUAUGGUUGCUGGUCUUUCCUGGGACAGACAGGAGGAAGCCAGACGUUAUCCCUGCAAACGCCUGGGUGCAUGUGGUCUGGAGUAGCAGCUCACGAAUUCAUGCAUGCGCUUGGCUUUGUACAUGAACAGUCUAGGUCUGACCGUGACCACUAUGUGACAAUAGUAUGGAAAAAUAUUGUGCCAGAUCAAAUGCAUAACUUCAGAAAGCAGGCGACCAACAACUUAAACAGCCCCUAUGACUACAACUCAGUCAUGCAUUAUGGAAGGUAUGCAUUCUCUGAAGAUGGAGGACCUACAAUAAUCCCAAAACCUGAUCCUUACAUUCCCAUUGGCCAAAGAGACGGACCAAGUGCUUUAGACUUACAUAAAAUAAAUGUUCUCUACGACUGUGGUGCAAACGAAUAA